AUGGAAACCCAGGCAAGGUCUCUACUCAGCUUUGGCCCAUGUGAGCGUCUAGUCGAUCCUCACCUGAACGAAGACUGCAACAAGUACGAGAUGAAGGCAAUGAUGAUUGCAGCACUCCUCUGCCUCGUGCAUUCAUCCUCUAGGAGACCAUCAAUGAAAACAGUAUGUUUUUACCUCUCAACAACUUGA
This is a messenger RNA of Ilex paraguariensis (yerba mate), 189 nucleotides long. The record is from the annotation of a GenBank genome assembly. Lineage: Eukaryota; Viridiplantae; Streptophyta; Magnoliopsida; Aquifoliales; Aquifoliaceae.